Molecule: messenger RNA, 1915 nt
Organism: Gavia stellata (red-throated loon)
Lineage: Eukaryota; Metazoa; Chordata; Aves; Gaviiformes; Gaviidae
Gene: UXS1
Product: UDP-glucuronate decarboxylase 1
Exons: 15
Coding region: 1-1281 (426 amino acids)
Biological process (GO): D-xylose metabolic process
Cellular component (GO): cytoplasm
Molecular function (GO): NAD+ binding; UDP-glucuronate decarboxylase activity
Source: RefSeq, a predicted model, not a curated record
AUGGUGAGCAAGGGGCCGCUGCUGCGCCUGUUGACCGCCAUCAACCGGAGGAGGAUGAAGCUGCUCGUGGGGCUCGCCUUCGUCGCCUAUGUCGCCUCUGUAUGGGGAAACUUUGUCAAUAUGUCUUUUCUUGCCAACAGGUCUCUUCAGGAAAAUGGGGAUCAGAAGGUGGAAAGUAAAAUAGAGGAGGCUGUUGCACCUCUAAGGGAGAAAAUCAAAGAUCUAGAAAAAAGUUUCACCCAGAAAUACCCACCAGUGAAAUUUUUAUCAGAAAAGGAUCGUAAAAGAAUCCUGAUAACUGGAGGAGCAGGGUUUGUGGGUUCUCAUCUUACUGACAAACUAAUGAUGGAUGGCCAUGAGGUUACAGUUGUGGACAACUUCUUUACGGGCAGGAAAAGAAAUGUGGAGCACUGGAUUGGUCAUGAGAACUUCGAACUGAUAAAUCAUGAUGUCGUUGAGCCCCUGUACAUUGAAGUGGACCAGAUCUAUCACCUAGCAUCUCCUGCUUCUCCUCCAAAUUACAUGUAUAAUCCUAUAAAAACAUUAAAGACCAACACUAUUGGGACAUUAAACAUGCUUGGGCUAGCCAAACGUGUUGGAGCACGGCUGCUGCUGGCCUCCACAUCAGAGGUAUAUGGAGAUCCUGAAGUUCACCCUCAAAAUGAGGAUUACUGGGGCCAUGUGAAUCCAAUAGGUCCAAGAGCCUGCUAUGAUGAAGGAAAGCGGGUUGCAGAGACUAUGUGCUAUGCAUACAUGAAGCAGGAAGGAGUUGAAGUGAGGGUUGCCAGAAUAUUCAAUACCUUUGGUCCUCGAAUGCAUAUGAAUGAUGGUAGAGUUGUUAGUAAUUUUAUUCUACAAGCCCUCCAGGGAGAACCACUAACAGUCUAUGGACCUGGAACUCAGACAAGAGCUUUCCAGUAUGUCAGUGAUCUAGUGAAUGGGUUGGUGGCAUUGAUGAACAGCAAUGUCAGCAGUCCUGUUAACUUGGGAAACCCAGAAGAGCACACUAUCCUAGAAUUUGCCCAGUUAAUUAAAAAACUUGUUGGCAGUGGGAGUGAAAUCCAGUUUCUCUCAGAAGCACAGGAUGACCCUCAGAAACGAAAACCUGACAUCAGAAAAGCCAAGUUAUUGCUUGGCUGGGAACCUGUGGUGCCAUUGGAAGAAGGUUUGAAUAAAGCAAUUCAUUACUUCCGUAAAGAACUUGAGUAUCAGGCGAAUAAUCAGUAUAUUCCCAAACCAAAACCCGCAAGGAUGAAAAAAGGAAGAACAAGACAUAACUGAAGACUAUUAGUUGGACAGGAAAUUCCCUGCUUGACAUUUGACGGAUGUAAUUUUUUUUCUUCUUGUUUUUUUUUUGAGAGAGACUUUGAAACAGGUAUCAUGAAGAACAAACUGGAAUUUCAUUCUGAAGCUUGCUUUAAAGAAGUGGAUGUGCCUAAAAAUAACAAACAAAUAUUCCCCUUCCCCUGCAAAUCUUGCCUUGCACUUUUUAAAUCUGUCUUUUUAUGUAAAAUAGAGUAGAAGCAUCUUUUAGUAUCUUCAAGUUUUAUAUCUUGCUGUGAGAUCAUUUUGUUGUGACUGUCCUUGACAGUUUUAUUUACUGGUUUCUUUGUGAAGCUGAAGAUAAACACAAAUGGGAUGGAAAAUGCCAAUUUAUUUAUAAAAUGGGUACUAUAAAAUAUGAGAUGUUCUACUAUGCAUAAGAAAAAAGCUAGUGGUAUUGUCAGGUGAGAGACACUGACAUCUAAGUAUAGAGGAGUUUAAAAGAAUUCUGUAUGAAAGCUUUAUGUAUUCUUUAAGGGAGAGAUUUUUUCAAAGCUUUAGUUUUAGUUGUACACUUGAAUUUGAGAUAUUUUCAUUGAUUACCAUGGAUAAGGAUAUUUUGAAUCACUACUGUGUUGUGCGUACUCUGGGA